CCACACAAGCCUACUUGUAUAUUUACUUUCUAUUGCCAGCACACGCUCUUUCUAGCGCAUGACCCUCUUGAUCACUUAACCCGCGCCGACAAACGAUGCACACGAUAUUCACCAUACACGAAUUGGUCUCCCACAUCCUGCUCUUCCUCGACACACCCGACCGGCUCCGCUUUGGACAGACCUGCACUCAGGUAUGGGACACUGUCCGCCCAAGCGUGUGGACUCAUGUCGAGCACCGGUAUGCGAUAUGGCGGCUACUGCCAAAGGGGCUCGAAAUGGGGAGAGACGAUCACAGGGGCGUUUACGUCCUCAGACCCGAACUGGAAGAGGCAGAAGUGCAGCAUGUUGCGCAGUAUACGAAACAUAUCCGGCAUUUGACGAUCGAGAACAACCGGUUCACCGACCAACUAAUAACAUCAUGCCCCCGUCUUAUUGUCGUGCCUAUCAUGAUCUCCUCGCACCCCUCAUUCCUCCCUGCUCUCCAAAGCUUGCAUCUCAUCAUCCACCGUGACGCACCGCUCGGCGACCAGUGCACGGAUGUGUUCGUGCCUCUGCUGAAGGCGUUGCCCUACUCGGACCUCACGAUCCAAGUUGACGUACCACGGAAUACGACAUUCCUGCAGAAGCUAUUGCAAGGGGUCAGCAAGGAGGCCCGCAGGCUCAAGAGCUUCUCGUUCCAGAUCGGGGAUACGCUCGAGCACUGGAACCAGGAUGCAGCGCUCGAGGAGAUCUUCCUCGAGCUCCAGUUCAAGUUCCUGCAACAUAUAACCCGAUUGACCCUCAAGCUCCUCCUUCAGGGAACGACCUUCCUUCCUAUUCUGGCUGCGCUCCCGGAGCUGCAAUACCUCCAGCUCGGCACUGUCGUUGAUCACACUGAGUUCGCCGACCGCCCAGAACCGCCGUACGAGCUCCCUCCCACCGCGUUCUCGCAGCUUAAAAGCCUCGUCAUUACUGCGGGCGCAUACAAGGACUUCUUGGAUGUGUCCUACCUGCUUGAGCGGAUCAGUUCCUCCCAGAUCGAGCGUCUCGAGCUUCCGUUCAAGACGAUCCCUGCAUUACAAUCCAGCAUAUCAACCAUCUCCACCCGCUGGGCAGGCACCAUCAUUGCGCUCAAACUCGUCUCGCGCAUCUUUCCCGUGCACAGCAUCGCCUUCCCCGUAUUCGAGCCCCUCACCCAGUGCAAGAAGCUCCGCGACGUGUGCUUCUGGGAGUGCAGGCUGAACUACUCCGACGACCAGUUCCAGCAACUGUUCGAAUCCUGGCCAGACGUCGAGUCCCUCACGGUGCGCGAUCCCAAAAAAUGGCCCCGCGCAACCUGCGCAGUACUCGACUUCGUCUCCCAGAGAUGUACAAAGCUGACCGACCUGACACUCGCCGUGAAUCUGGACACGGGGGCGCCUCCCCCACCGCCCGAUGGAUACUUCCCUACCACUUCCGCUGUGACGAAGUACAACGCCGGAUAUGCAUCGUGCACCGAGCCCAGGCCAACAUUCGCCUUCCUGCUCAGGACAUUCCCGAACCUGCAGACAUUCGAGUGCGAGGCACACAAGUGGGACGCAGGUGAUAUGCACAAGGUCGUCACUGGCCAGUGUGUGGGACGGAUCGCGCUAGCCGUCAUGACAGGGGCAACGCGGAGAAGGUGAGCAUCUUGGCUGGGGUCUCACACCGUCGGGUGUAGGAAUAUGCAUAUGUUUUU
Dacryopinax primogenitus is the source of this 1696-nucleotide messenger RNA. RefSeq lists its product as uncharacterized. Lineage: Eukaryota; Fungi; Basidiomycota; Dacrymycetes; Dacrymycetales; Dacrymycetaceae. The transcript has 2 exons. The annotation marks the transcript as partial. The record is from RefSeq and is a predicted model, not a curated record.